Phaethon lepturus (White-tailed tropicbird) is the source of this 2587-nucleotide messenger RNA. It is a transcript of the gene ACAP2, whose product is annotated as ArfGAP with coiled-coil, ankyrin repeat and PH domains 2. NCBI's taxonomy places the organism in Eukaryota, Metazoa, Chordata, Aves, Phaethontiformes, Phaethontidae. The record is from RefSeq and is a predicted model, not a curated record. Gene Ontology annotation, cellular component: endosome membrane; cytoplasm. The transcript has 22 exons. Gene Ontology annotation, molecular function: GTPase activator activity; protein binding. Bases 79 to 2271 code for a protein of 730 amino acids.
GCAGCUUUAGAAGAAGUAGAAGGAGAUGUGACAGAACUGGAACUGAAACUUGACAAGCUGGUGAAGCUUUGUAUUGCAAUGAUUGAUACUGGGAAAGCAUUCUGUACUGCCAACAAGCAGUUCAUGAAUGGAAUUCGAGACCUUGCACAAUAUUCCUGUAAAGAUGCAUUAGUUGAGACCAGCUUGACAAAGUUCUCUGACACCUUACAGGAAAUGAUCAAUUAUCACAAUAUCCUGUUUGACCAAACCCAAAGAUCAAUUAAAGCACAGCUUCAGUCUUUUGUUAAAGAAGAUAUUAGGAAAUUUAAAGAUGCAAAAAAACAGUUUGAAAAAGUCAGUGAAGAAAAAGAGAAUGCUUUAGUAAAAAAUGCCCAAGUUCAAAGAAAUAAGCAACACGAAGUAGAGGAAGCAACCAAUAUUUUAACUGCAACACGGAAAUGUUUUCGACACAUAGCUCUGGAUUAUGUUCUUCAGAUCAAUGUUCUUCAGUCUAAAAGGAGAGCAGAAAUCUUAAAAUCGAUGUUGUCAUUUAUGUAUGCCCAUCUGGCUUUUUUCCAUCAAGGCUAUGAUCUUUUCAGUGAACUUGAGCCCUACAUGAAAGAUCUUGGUGCACAGCUGGAUCAGUUGGCUGUAGAUGCUGCAAAGGAGAAGAGAGAUAUGGAGCAAAAGCACUCCACUAUUCAACAAAAGGAUUACUCCAGUGAUGAUACUAAACUAGAAUACAAUGUAGAUGCAGCCAAUGGUAUUGUUAUGGAAGGGUAUCUAUUUAAGCGAGCCAGCAAUGCCUUCAAGACUUGGAACAGGCGCUGGUUCUCAAUACAAAAUAACCAACUUGUGUACCAGAAGAAAUUUAAGGAUAAUCCCACAGUAGUUGUUGAAGACUUGCGGCUUUGCACAGUUAAACACUGUGAGGACAUAGAAAGGCGUUUCUGUUUUGAGGUGGUUUCUCCAACAAAAAGCUGCAUGCUUCAGGCUGACUCGGAAAAGCUGCGACAAGCAUGGAUUAAGGCUGUUCAGACCAGUAUUGCUACAGCAUAUAGAGAGAAAGGGGAUGAAUCUGAGAAACAGGAAAAGAAAUCAUCCCCUUCUACUGGAAGCCUAGAAUCUGGCAGUGAGACAAAAGAGAAGUUGUUAAAGGGAGAAAGUGCUCUACAGCGAGUUCAGUGUAUUCCUGGUAAUGCUGCCUGCUGUGAUUGUGGUUUGGCAGAUCCUCGCUGGGCCAGUAUCAACCUAGGAAUCACGCUGUGCAUUGAGUGCUCUGGGAUACACAGGAGCUUGGGAGUCCACUUUUCAAAAGUAAGAUCUUUAACGCUGGAUUCAUGGGAACCUGAACUUCUAAAGCUUAUGUGUGAAUUGGGAAACGAUGUUAUAAAUAGAAUAUAUGAAGCGAAGUUGGAAAAAGUGGGAGUGAAGAAGCCACAACCUGGAAGCCAAAGGCAGGAGAAGGAGGCAUACAUCAGAGCAAAAUAUGUGGAAAGAAAGUUUGUAGAGAAGCAGCCUGCAUCAGUAUCUCUGCUUGAAUCUGGAACAAAAGUUUUGCCUCAAAGUCAGGAAGAGAAAAGGCACAGUGGCCCUAGGGAGCAAGGUGUGGCAUUCCAAAAAGUACAAAGCAGUGACAGUGGGAUCCAGCAGAGUACUGAUGACAGCAGAGAACACCUUGCCUCUACUAUGUCAGCUAACAGUUUGUAUGAACCAGAAAGAGACAAGCGAGAGUCUUCUGUGUUCUGUGACUCCAAACAGCCUAGUCCAGGAUUGCAGCUGUAUCGAGCUGCCUUUGAGAAGAAUCUUCCUGAUAUGGCAGAAGCAUUGGCCCAUGGAGCUGAAGUAAACUGGGUCAACAUAGAAGAAAACAAAGCAACACCACUCAUUCAGGCAGUGCGAGGGGGUUCGUUGGUUACUUGUGAAUUCUUGCUGCAGAAUGGGGCCAAUGUGAACAUCAGGGACAUGAAAGGAAGAGGACCCCUGCACCAUGCCACGGUUCUAGGACAUACUGGGCAAGUGUGUUUAUUCCUAAAACGAGGAGCAAACCAGCAUGCCACUGAUGAAGAUGGGAAAGAUCCAUUGAGUAUAGCAGUAGAAGCUGCAAAUGCAGAUAUUGUAACAUUGUUGCGUUUAGCAAGGAUGAAUGAAGAAAUGCGUGAAUCGGAAGGACUCUAUGGACAGCCAGGAGAUGAAAUUUAUCAGGACAUUUUUCGUGAUUUUUCUCAAAUGGCAUCAAAUAAUCCAGAGAAGCUAAACCGUUUCCAGCAGUCUGAUUCCCAGAAGUCUUAAGUGUCAAGAAGGCAAAGAACCUGAUCCUUAUAGUGCAAGUCUUUUUUUACUUUAACAGAAUGAAUUAUAUGCAUUUUGUUAGAUAGUUUGGAUAAAAUGACCACUCUGAUGUAGCUUUAGAUUGUGGUAGCUGGGGAAAUGUAUGAGUUUUAUGUUCUACAGUAUGUAUACCUCAGCAGCUGAAGAAAAUGUUUUGGAAAAGGAAUACCUGCUAGCUCAAUAUAAAAAUAGCACCUGUUAGCAAGUACAAAGUUUGUCUGCAGUUCAUAAAGUUAUCAGUGUAGCUGUGUACGUUGCAGAUUCCGGAUGGCAGGAA